GGUGACAGAGAGACAUUUGAGAACUACUACAGGAAGCAGAGGAAAAAACAGGCCAGACUGGUGCUGCAGCCCCAGUCUAACAUGCACGAGACCGUGGAGGGCUACCGGCGGUACUUGAAUCAGAUCGUAGGCUUCUUCCUGGUGGAGGAUCACGUUCUGCACUCCACACAGGGCCUGUUGACCAGAGCCUUUUCUGAUGAACUGUGGAACAUGGCCCUGUCUAAGAUCACUGCCGUGCUGCGCACACACUCUUCGUACUGCAGUGAUCCUGACCUGGUGCUGGAGCUGAAGAACCUCAUUGUCAUAUUUGCAGACACAUUACAGGGUUAUGGCUACCCAGUGAACAGACUGUUUGACCUGCUGUUUGAGAUCAGAGACCAGUACAAUGAAACGCUGCUGAAGAAAUGGGCUCUGGUGUUCAGGGAGAUCUUUGAACUGGACAACUACAGCCCUAUCCCUGUAGAGACUGAGGAAGAGUACAAGUCUGUGGUUAAUAGAUUCCCCUUCCACGACGCAGAGAUUGAAAAGCAAGCCUUUCCAAAGAAGCUGCCGAUGUCUCAGUCGGUGCCUCAGAUCUACGUUCAGGUCAAGGAGUUUAUCUAUGCCAGCCUGAAGUUCUCCGAGUCACUGCAUCGCAGCUGGACAGAGAUCGAUGACAUGCUUCGUAAAUCCACCAACCUGUUGUUGACGAGGACACUGAGUGGCUGUCUACAGAACCUCAUCAAGAAACCCCAUAUAGGACUAACUGAGUUAGUCCAGAUCAUCAUCAACACAACCCAUCUGGAGCAGGCCUGUAAAUACCUGGAGGACUUCAUCACCAACAUCACCAACGUCUCACCUGAGACCGUACACACCACGCGGCUCUACGGCCUUUCCACCUUUAAGGAUGCACGUCAUGCAGCGGAGGGAGAGAUCUACACCAAACUCAACCAGAAGAUAGAUGAGUUUAUCCAGCUGGCAGACUAUGAUUGGGGCAUGCCGGAGUCAGACGGCCAGGCCAGUGGAUACCUUAUGGACCUCAUCAACUUCCUCCGCAGCACCUUCCAGGUUUUCACACACCUGCCGGGUAAAGUGGCCCAGACAGCCUGUAUGUCAGCGUGUAAGCACCUGUCCACGUCCCUGAUGCAGAUGCUGUUGGACAGCGAGCUGAAACAGAUCAGUAUGGGAGCCGUUCAGCAGUUCAACCUGGACGUCAUACAGUGUGAAUUGUUUGCCAGCUCAGAGCCUGUGCCAGGAUUCCAGGGAGACACUUUACAGCUGGCAUUCAUCGACCUCCGACAGCUGCUGGACCUGUUCAUGGUGUGGGACUGGUCUACGUACCUGGCUGACUACGGACAGCCCACCUCCAAGUACCUCCGGGUCAACCCCUCUACUGCACUAGCACUUUUGGAAAAAAUGAAGGACACCAGUAAGAAGAACAACAUAUUUUCUCAGUUCAGGAAGAAUGACCGAGACAAACAGAAGCUUAUUGAGACAGUGGUGAAACAGCUGAGGAGCCUGGUCAAUGGAAUGUCUCAACACUCCUAGAACAGAGAUGGACAGACACACACACACACACAGACACACACACACACACACACAGACAGACAGACAGACAGACAGACAGACA
Messenger RNA from Salvelinus namaycush (lake trout), 1609 nucleotides. Its product is annotated as exocyst complex component 6. Gene Ontology annotation, biological process: Golgi to plasma membrane transport; exocytosis; intracellular protein transport. The transcript has 12 exons. Gene Ontology annotation, cellular component: membrane; exocyst. The record is from RefSeq and is a predicted model, not a curated record. The annotation marks the transcript as partial. NCBI's taxonomy places the organism in Eukaryota, Metazoa, Chordata, Actinopteri, Salmoniformes, Salmonidae.